UAGUGUACAGCUCUUUAGCUAACGUAAGCAUGUGUAUUAUUAUCUUGCUCCGGCGGUUCAGUGCAUCUACUACGGGAAGUCCUGUAUGAGUUGCAGGAAGUCCGGGAGAAUACAAUUAACACGGAGAAGACGAGUUAUAAAUAUGGCCUUGGACGUCUGGAACUGAAACUUAUCAUCUUCAAUAUAUUCUCAACUUUCCACACAUAUCACAAGUUAACAGCUUAUUGUUAUCAUUUUAUCACUUACUUUUUACAAGCAUAUCGCCAGUAAACAAAAUCUCAAUGGCUUCAUACCUAGUCACCGGUAGCUCCCGUGGCCUUGGCCUUGCAAUGGUUACCCACCUUGCGAAUUCCACUCCAUCUGAUGCGAGAGUCGUAUUCGCAACGGCACGUUCUCAGAACCCUGACCUCAAGGAACUCGUUGAGAAAUCGUCUGGGAGAGUGGUGUUUGUCGAGAUGGAUACUACCGAUCAAGCCAGCGUCGAUAAAGCUGUGAAGGCUGUCGAAGUUCAAGUUGGUGAUAAAGGCCUGGACUACCUUGUCAACAACGCCGGUGUUGGUGGAUUUGCUCCAGAAUGGACGGAGAAAUUGGCGAACCUGAACGAGGAGUUCAAUGUCAACGUCACCGGCACCCACAUCGUAAUCACCAAGUUCCUCCCCUUGAUGCGAAAGGGUCAGGCCAAGAAAAUCACGAGCAUUGCAAGCACAAUGGGCUCCUUGGCGAUGGCCGAGCCCUUCGGCAUCUUUCCGCUCCCAGCAUACAAGAUCUCUAAGGCGGCAUUGAAUGCUCUAACCGUACAGUGGGCACUGGCACUCUCUAGUGAAGGAUUUGUUGUAACAGGAAUAAACCCCGGGACUGUUAAAUCUGCGAUGGGAGGCGGAGAUAUUGCGGACCUUACUCUCGAGCAGGGCGCAAGAGGGGUUAUUGAGGCUCUAGUGAAGGGAGGUGCCGAGAAGAAUGGAAAGUCUUUUAUGAUUGAAGUCGCCGGGUGGGAGAACGCCACUGGGGUGCAUCAGUAUAAUGGUAAAACUAUGCCAUGGUAA
Messenger RNA from Pseudogymnoascus verrucosus, 1043 nucleotides. RefSeq lists its product as uncharacterized. NCBI's taxonomy places the organism in Eukaryota, Fungi, Ascomycota, Leotiomycetes, Thelebolales, Thelebolaceae. Bases 282 to 1043 code for a protein of 253 amino acids. The record is from RefSeq and is a predicted model, not a curated record. The transcript has 4 exons.